Messenger RNA from Selaginella moellendorffii, 1218 nucleotides. RefSeq names its product histone-lysine N-methyltransferase family member SUVH9. The transcript is spliced from 4 exons. NCBI's taxonomy places the organism in Eukaryota, Viridiplantae, Streptophyta, Lycopodiopsida, Selaginellales, Selaginellaceae. The coding region runs from base 4 to 1056 and encodes 350 amino acids. The record is from RefSeq and is a predicted model, not a curated record.
GCGAUGGAGAGCAAUGUAGGCAUGCGGCCGAUCGCGCAUCGCUCCUGGCCGAGGAAGAGGCUUCGCGAAGGAGGCGAUCCAAAAUCCGGCGAGCUCAAUUCGAGCGGCGGCGGCGGCGAGGAGAAAUCCCGUGGGCAAGAAGCGGCAAAAUUGGUGGAGCCGGCGCUGCCGAUCGCCGUCCGGCGGUGGCCGCAGCAGCGGAAGAUCAAGGAGGAAUCGCCACGGCACAAGGAUCCGGAGGAGGAGAACAAACGCCUAGCGCCAGAGCGAGGAGGACGGAAUGAGCGCCCCAAGCCGACGAGCCUGAUGAUGCUCGAGAUGGAUAUGGCCAGGACCAAGAAGAAGAAAUCCGAGCCAGUGCCACAGCCAAGAAUGGAGCUUUCGAUCAUCCUGCGGCAGUCAUGGCAGGAGGCGCGGCGGCGAGUGAAGCAAGCGCAGGAGAGAUUCGAGGCGCUGCGCCAGAAACUCGAGGCGAAGGGCACCGUGCGACCGGACACAGCCGCGAUGAAGCAAAUGCGCAUCGAUAAGCAAUGGGUGAACCAGGAGCACCGAUCCCACGGCCACGUCCCCGGCGUGGAGGUGUUCGACGCCUUCUCCUUCCGCGCCGAGCUGCUCAUCGUCGGCCUCCACAACCACGUCCAGGCCGGGAUCGGCUUCUUCCCCGACUCCCAGAGCCCGCUCGGCCGCGCCAUCGCCACCAGCAUCAUCCUCUCGGGUGGCUACAAGGACAACCGCGACAACGGCGACGAGUUUGAGUACUGCGGCAGCGGCGGCAACAAUGCUGUGAGCGUGCGUGACGAGAAGGCACGGGACCAGGAGCUCACUCGCGGCAACUUAGCUCUCGCGAACUCCGUGGAUCUCAACAUCCCGGUUCGCGUGAUCCGCGGGAGGCCCUCGGCUUUCACCCCGUCCAGGAAGGAGUACCGCUACGAUGGCCUCUACGACGCUGUGCGCUGCCACAAGACCGAGGGAGCGAAUGGAUGCCAGGUUUUCAAGUUCCUGAUGCGGCGAUGCCCCGGACAGCCAUCGCUGCCGCUCAAGAACAAGACGAGGUAGCAUUCAAAGCGCAUCAGUUACAACGUAAACUACUUAAUUAUGUCCACGUCGGCACACAUGUCCUAUGAAAAAGGAGCUAGUUAAAACGCUUUAAAUUAAUUAACAAUAUAUUACCUUGUUCAGAAAGCUCAUUAAAUUUCAAUGUUAUUGACAACGAUUUAA